Etheostoma cragini (Arkansas darter) is the source of this 1218-nucleotide messenger RNA. RefSeq names its product phospholipase A2, group XIIB (gene pla2g12b). Gene Ontology annotation, molecular function: calcium ion binding; A2-type glycerophospholipase activity. Gene Ontology annotation, biological process: phospholipid metabolic process; cholesterol homeostasis; arachidonate secretion. Lineage: Eukaryota; Metazoa; Chordata; Actinopteri; Perciformes; Percidae. The transcript has 4 exons. Gene Ontology annotation, cellular component: extracellular region. The record is from RefSeq and is a predicted model, not a curated record. Bases 118 to 1089 code for a protein of 323 amino acids.
GCAGAGCCAGUAGGAGCACAGUGUGUUUCUGUCCCUCACUGUCUAAGCUCUUCAUACUGUUAACACCUUCACCUUGUGCAGAGCUUCCUCUGCUUGGAUUGUCACCAGUUCAACACCAUGCUGCUUCGGACUGCGGUUCUGCUGCUCCUCUGCGUGUGCACGGGCAUGUGUGCCACUUUAGGCCACUACCAGACUCAAGCAAAGGAAGAGGAGGAUGUCCCUGCUGUUACUGACGGUGUUUUAGAAGCUGCCUUUGUAGAUGCUGCUGAAGAAGCAGGAGCUCCCGCAGAUACCCGAGUAAAUGAUUUGCCUGCAAUUGAGGAACCUGCAGUUAAUUCCAUUUUUGGUGACAAUCUAUUGUCUAAAAUACUUGCAGCUGCUGACAAACCAGUAGUGGAUGUCCCAGUAGCAGAUAUUGAAACAGCCAAAGAGCCAGAGACAGGCAGCGAUAGACCUGCUGGAGAUGCCUCUGUUGUGGAAGCUCUCACCGGGGAAGCUGGCACUCAUGAGCAAACUUCUUCUGAGGCGGAGGAGAAUGACAUUAGACCAGUCAAGACAGACCAGUUCCUGAACAGGCCUUUGGCACACAAAGACGACAAUAGCUGGAGCAUCAACUCCAUUAGAAAUAGUUUCCAGAGUGUACACGGAUACUUUGACUCCCUGGUGGAGCUGGUGGGGGGACACAAUGGUGUGUGUCAGUACCGCUGCAGAUAUGGUAAACUUCCUCAACCUCGUCCCGGCUACCAGCUCCCAGAGCCCAACGGCUGCAGCUCCUCACUGGUGGGCUUCCAGGUGAAUGCCGCUCUUGACCUGGGGAUUCCUGCUAUAACAGAGUGCUGUAACCAGCAUGACAUGUGCUAUGACACUUGUGGCACAAGCAAGUACGACUGUGACUCAGAGUUUCGCUUGUGUGUGCAUGGCAUCUGCUCCGACCUUAAGAAGAGUCUGGGCUUUGUGUCAAAGGUACAAGCCUGUGAUUCGAUGGCGGACGCUCUCUACAGCACAGUGGGGACACUUGGUUGCAGGCCUUACAUGAACAGCCAGAGGGCGGCAUGUGUCUGUGAGGGAGAGGAGAGGGAUGAACUGUGACACAGAAAGACUAUGGACAACAAACUCCUGCCUGCUUUCACAGACAAAUAACAGAGUCGUGGGUAAUUCCACAGGUUGCACUGUAUAUUUAUGGGCUUUUUGUCAAAAAAAGAUACUUCACAAGAGCCC